CACAUAAGCAGAAACCAUCUUGAGGAGGAAGUGAUAGGAAGCCUCAUAUCAUGCACACCUGUGAAUAUACCUGCUGCAAUCUCUUUACCUGUAAUCUUGUCAGAGACACAAAUGGAUCAGAAAUCUAGCAAUCUGCCAACAGAAACAACAUCACUGCCCGACAGAGGUGGUUUGCGCGAUCGAUUCUCAUUCAGUUGUCAUGGGGGAGCCAAGAUGGCGGCGCAGGCCUACGCGAUGGGCAGUCGGGAAAUUAAUCAACACUUCAACAUCAGGAAUGCCAAGCUUCUCGCCAUCAGCUUUGUGCUCGUCUUAACCGUUGGUCAUGGGAUUCACCGGAGCUAUGGAGGUGGCGAUACCUGUGAGUGGCUCCUAUCUAGUGGCCGAUUCCUUGGUGAAAACGUUUGGCAACCUAAUGGCUGCAUGAUGCAUAAAUACAAGAUCAGUGAAGUAAAGAACUGUCUACUGAACAAAUACAUAGCUUUUGUAGGAGAUUCCAGAAUUCGGCAGUUCUUCUAUGCCUUUGUUAAAAUUAUAAAUUCUGACAUUAAAGAAGAAGGUAACAAGCAUGAAAACAUUUCCUUUGAAGAUAGAAGUACUUCGUUGAAAGUUGAUUUUUUGUGGUACCCAGAGGUAAACAACUCCAUGAAGGAUUGUUUUAAAGCUUGGACUGAGGGUGCUCGUCUAAAACCCCAUCUUAUUGUGGUUGGUGCUGCUACAUGGUCGAUUAAGAUACAUAAUGGGAGUAUGGAAGCUCUCAGCCAGUACAAAACCAAUCUUACAUUACUUACACCUCUUCUGCAGAAGUUAGCAGAAACUAAUGACAUCUAUUGGGUCCUCCAAGAUCCAGUGUAUGAAGAUUUGCUGAGUGAGAACAGAAAGAUGAUCACUAAUCAGAGGAUUGGUUUAUACAAUGAUGUGACUUUAAGCAUUUUGAACAGCAGUGCCAGAAGUACGGCAGCCAAGGUCAAGAUACUCAGAGCUUCCAAAUUAAUUGCAGAAGAAACCAUUGCAGGAUCUUUAGAUGGCUUGCAUUUACCUGAAACCACUAGAGAUAUAAAUGCUAUGAUUCUCUUGAAUUCCUACUGCAACAGGAUUGUGAAGCCCAUUGAUGGUUCAUGCUGCCUUCCCCAGUCUCCCCUUUCGCUAAUUCAGAAACUGACUGGCUGCUUUUUCAUUAUUUGUAUGAUAAGCUGCAUAGUCGUAACUUACUUUUGUCAUAAUUGGCGGAAGAAUAAGCCUAGUACUGAUGUUGAGAGUGGAGAAGAGAAGAAACCUGCGACAACUUCGCUGUCCAAUCCUGAAAAACUACUGUUGUCCCUUUCCAAAUUAGGCCUAAUCAUGGGCUAUUUCUAUCUUUGUGAUAGAGCUGACCUGUUCAUGAAGGAGCAGAAAUAUUACACACAUUCAACGUUCUUCAUCCCACUGGUAUAUAUUAUUGUACUGGGAGUUUUCUAUUAUGAUAAUACGAAAGAGACAACUAUGCUGAACCGAGAGCAGACAGAUGAAUGGAAGGGAUGGAUGCAGCUAAUUAUACUAAUAUAUCAUAUAUCAGGAGCAAGUACUUUUUUACCUGUAUACAUGCAUGUUCGUGUUCUUGUGGCAGCAUACCUGUUCCAAACAGGUUAUGGACAUUUUUCUUUCUUUUGGAAAAGCGGGGAAUAUGGAAUCUCUCGCAUUUGUCAGAUAUUAUUUCGUCUGAAUUUCUUGGUGGUGGUGCUGUGCCUUGUAAUGGAUCGACCAUAUCAGUUCUAUUAUUUUGUCCCCUUAGUAACAUUUUGGUUCAUGGUCAUUUAUGUCACACUAGGCAUUUGGCCACAGACUGGCAAAAAAGAAGAAAACGGUUCUUGCUCUCCCCACUGGGCAGUGGUGUUCAAACUGGUUGGUUUGUUUUUAUGCAUAUGUCUCCUUGCAACUUCCCAGAGAUCUUUUGAAAAUGCCUUUUCAGUGUGGCCAAUUUCAAAGCUAUUUGAGUGGCAAGGAUUCCUUCAUGAAUGGUGGUUUCGAUGGAAGUUAGAUCGCUUUGCAGUCCUACAUGGUAUGGUAUUUGCCUUCCUCUAUAGUAUAUUAAAGAAAAGUCACCUCCUUUCUGAAGGCAAAGGCGAGACAUUGUUUGCACCUAGGUUGUCAUCCUUCUUACUUUUCACCUCAGUAGUUGUAUUUUUGACUUAUUCAAUAUGGUGUGCCAACUGUAAAAGCAAAACUGAGUGUAAUGAACUUCAUCCUUACUUCUCUGUGUUGCAGAUCUUGUCUUUCAUUCUUAUUAGGAACAUUCCUGGUUAUGUUCGCUCUGUGUACAGUUCAUUUUUUGCCUGGUUUGGCAAGAUUUCCCUGGAACUUUUCAUAUGCCAAUAUCAUAUCUGGCUUGCAGCAGAUACCAAAGGAAUCCUCGUACUCAUUCCUGGCAACCCAGUGCUCAACAUUAUCGUCAGCACUUUUAUUUUUGUGCUAGUUGCUCAUGAAAUCUCUCAAAUCACAAAUGAUCUUGUACAAAUAGCCAUUCCCAAAGAUAACUAUGUUGCACUGAAAAGACUGUGUGCAACAGUGUUUUUAUUGGGGCUUCUCACAUUGUCAACUGUUGAACGAUUGAACGAAUAACUGAAAUAAUGACUGAGCAGGCUCAAGUACGUAUUUUGACUUUUGUAUUUAAUAAAGAGGAAAAACCUCAAAGAAUUGUGUAUUGAGAGGAAGAAAGCAUAAGUUUGCGCAACACUACAAUUCGUCAUAAUAUCAAAUCUGAAGAAAACGUAUUGAUGUAAAUGCACAUGAUGAAAAGGUUUGGUUACAUUAUGAUCGAUUCAAAAGCAACUUUAAGUAUUGGGAUAAUUGAUGGAAUGACUACUAAAAAGGUAGCAUCUUUUGAUACGCUAUUUCCCGGGAUUUCCUAUUUGGAUAUAUACCUGUUGGUUAUGAUGUUACUUUAUUUCCAGUUCAGCAUUUCCAUAUUUUCACUGUUAUUUCUUUAAACUGCAAUUAUUUCCAAUUUUAUGAGGAAACAUUUUGGGAUAUCUGCUAACAUUAAGUUUGAUUCUGGAUACCUUUAGGUAUCCCAGUUCAUUGAAAAUCAUAACUUCCUGAUGCUGAGGAGUUUGACGUUUUUUUUCCCUCUAUCCCUAUGCUGUGUUGAUGUUGGGCAAAGUAGCUUUCUUUCACAGUUCACAUGUAGGUGCAGUAUGAAAAAAUGAAUAUCUCUAUGGAGCACUGAUAAAAUGAAUAGGCUGGGAGUUCGUUCACUGAAUUAUUCCUGACUUGAAAGAGAUAUGUUGGCUUUGAUUGUGAUGUUGCAUUACUGGAAAAAGUAAGCUGCCAACAAAUUUCAACCACUGCUAGUACUAGGCUGCUGUUACAUUUCUCUCUUUUAAAGUGAAGAAAACAUUUUACUUGUGGAAUAAAGAGUUAAUUGUCCAAAGUAAAUUAAUCAGUUUAAAACUCCUAAUUUGAAAUGUUGUCAAUAUGGACUGAAACACUGGUCUAAUUAGGGACUCCUGCUCUGUGUACAAGUGAAAUAUCCAACAAUUUGUAAAUUAGUUGGUAUGAUUGAGUAACCAGUUCCAGUGUUAACAGCCAUUUCACUUUGUAUGAUGAAUUAUGUUUUAUGAUUGUUUGAUUAUAUCAGCUCUUACUAACAAUGUGCUAGAAUUUGUUUAUUACAUUUUUUAACAAAAAGAUGAUUGCAUUUGCUGCUACAAUUUAGGCGUUUGAAAAGUUUUGUAGCAGGAAGAAAGGGAAGGAGAGGAGACGAGCUAAGGAUUUAUUACACGUUUGAGUUCACCAUGACUGUUUCCUAAAUCAGACUUCCACUUCAUUUCAUGAGUUAAUUCAUGUAAAAAUCUGACUUGUGUUUUGACAAAAAUGGCCAUACAGAAUGCUUUAGGCACAUCUUGUUCAUACACUUUUAAAGUAUCAAUAUGUUCUUUCUAACUCUAGACAUAUUUGUAGGAAACUGUCAGGUAACUUUGGUGAUGCCACAUUCUUAUUCACCUGAUUAGAUUUUUUAACCAUCUUUAUUAGUCAAAUUGCUCAAGAGUUUGAAGUAGUUGAGUGUGAUUUUUUUUUUGAUAUGCAAGGUGCCAUAAAUCAUUGUUACUGAUAUCUGUUUAAAUCAUGGUAAGAUUUCAAUCUUAAUUUAGGUCACAUUUACAGAUCCUGCAGUAUGUUAUCUUUCACUUAAUUCUUUUGCAGUGAAUUAUCUUUGAACUUCACAUCUGCAUAUUCAGUAGCAAAUAUCUUGAAGUUGUAUAACAUACUUUUCAAACGACAUAUGCCAAUGGCAGAGAUCUUGCAGUGUGACAGCACAAAAAUGUUUAAGUGCCAUUUUAACCCAUUUUUAAAAGAAGGAUGUGAGAUCGGAAUCAGGAACUCUCAAAAUAGUGUCCUUUCUAAUUUAUCAAAACUUUUAAAAACUAAUUCUUGCAAUUAGUUUCACAUAACAUUCCCUGCCUUUUCUCCAGUUGACAACAGGUAAUGGUGCAUUGAGACAGCCAAACUAGAAAAUCCUAGAAUUGAUGAGGACUAAGUUCACUGAUUUCAUUGUGAAUGGUUCAGCAUUCCUUAGGAACAUUAACUAUUUCCUCCUGAAAAGUGUGUUUACACAGCACUCGGCAAUUUAACACUAUUCCAGUGGUAAUUGUUUAAAACCACAUGAAGCAUGACCUUGUAAGCAAGGCACUGUGCAACUGUGCCCAGCAUGUUACAUAUUGAGCAGGAAUGUAAUAUUUAUAGAUGCAUCAAAGUGGGUAAAACCAGAUUUCAUCAUUUUGGAGGAAGGUGGCAGGCAGGGGAAUUUGAGAGUUUCUCACAAUGCAGUCAAUCAAAUUUCUCAAACGGUAGUUGACUUCACACUGUUGUUUGUGAUUCCCACAAUUGUUUGGGCCUUAUUUAUUUUACUAAAUUGUUCAUUCUUCUGAAAGUCUUUGGAAUAAAGAUGUGAGUAAAUUUUGCACUAAAAUUCAAUUUGUAAUAUUCCACUACUUGCAUGUGCUUUUCUUGCAAAAUGUUUUGCUUGUGAAUGACUUCAGUAGCCUUCAGGACGUUUUGGUCACCAGAACUGGAGUGAGUUUUACAUGGUAGUCCCUUUCUGUUCAUUGUACUUCAUUUUGAAAUGAUAGCUUGGCUGAAGAAUUUACUGCACUUAAACAGGAUUUCAGGCUUGAGUAAAUUCCAGCAGUUACAGAAAAUAAUGAGUCCAGUAUAAUAUAAUACCAAAUGUUAAUCUUUGAUAGUUUUUAUUGCACUUGGGGGGUCACAUUUUUAGUACUGCCACUUAUAUUUGAGUUCUUGCAGUAUUGCAGGUCAACCAUAUUUUGUGUAUAGAUGAACUUUUUUCUGUUUUUGAGGUUUUGCACUUAUGAAGAGCCACAUGACUGUGGUAAAGUUUAUAAUUGUUCAGCAAUUUUCCUGAAACAGCUGAGUGCUAAUUAAAAUUUUCUGAAAUGAGUUUCAUUUACAAUUUAUCAUUGUUUAUAAUGGAUUUCCCGGGUAGUUUGAGAUGUGAAAAUUUACUGUUGUAGUGUUAAAGACAAAAAAUAUUUUGUACAAUUUCAAAUCAUGUGAGUUCUUUAGGAUUGUUUUGCAGAUUUAUGGUUUUUUUUAAAGUGUUUUUCCUGUUUUAAAAACUACGAAUGUGUGUUAUAGAGCUGCAAUGUCAUUCAGUGAUGUUUACUGUUAGAUUGUGUGGAAGUUUUUCACCUAGUUUAAUGACUGAAUUCAGUUUCUUUCCAAAUGCUUUUAUUUUAGUUUGAGCCAUAUGUAAAAUAACUGCUUAUGAUAAGCAUAAAUAAAUUGGUCUGACUUAAGGAAAUUAAGGAAUGCAUGAUGUUCAAACUUUUUCCGAUAUGUUUGUAGUUUUCAUUUGUGUUUGGUGGUUUGCUAAGCCACUAACUGUUGAAAUGUGUACUUCGUAUUGAAUGUGCCAAACCUAAAAUAAAUUUCCCAUGUUUUCUAUGCUUAUAGUGUUUAUUAGGAAGCUGGUUUUGACAAAAUUUCGAGUUUUCCAUUGCUCUUGGAAAUCUGUAGGACUUGGAAAGCAUUAACCUUCAGUAGUUUAAAAACAGGCUUCUGCAUUCUAAAUACCAUUAAUUUGUGUAGCUGUAAGAUGAUUAUUAUGAUUUAGAAGUUGUCUAUCUAUUUAGUUUGUAAACUGCAUUUUAUUUAGUUAAAUUUGGCGUACAUUUGAUUUGAAGCAUCCGAUAUGGGCCUUCAUUGAUAUGUACAAAGUUUGAUUGCAUAAAUCUUAAGAAUCUAUAUCUAUUGGAAUGAAGCUUGAAAAUUAAUGGCAGCCAGUUUAACUUACAGAAAAUUCCUUCAUUUUUGAGCUGCUUUAUGUAGAAUCUCCAGAGUGGAAACCGGCCAUUCGGACCAAUUCACACCAACUCUCCAAAGAGCAUCCCACCCAGACCCAUUCCGCUACUGUGUCCCCGUAACCCUGCAUUUCCCAUGGCUAAUGCACCUAAUCUACAUAUCCCUGAGCACUAUGGAUAAUUUUAGCAUGGCCACUCCAUCUAACUUCCACAUCUUUGCACUGUGGGAGGAAACCAGAGCAUCCAGCAGAAACCCAUGCAGACAGGGGAGAACAUGCAAACCCCACACAGAUAAUUGCCUGAGGCUAGAAUUGAGCCAGGGUCGCUGGUACUGUGAAGCAGCAGUGCUGAACACUAAGCCACCAUGCUGCCCUUUAAUGGCUCCUAUUUUAGAACGAGCGCGCUGAAGUGAAAACUGCAGCUUGUCAUUUGUUUAUGCAGCAGAAUUAGGACAAACAUUUGAUUACCAGAGGAUUGCAGUGGGAGAGAGAUCCUCUGAGGCCUUUCCAGAGGGAGGAAGACAACUUCAAGGUGGGCAUCCUUGGAAGAGGCUUCACAGUAGGGUUGUAACUCACUCAGAGAUAGGAAGAAGUGCAGAUGCUGGAGUUAUAGGUAACACAGUGUGGAGUUGGAGGAAUACAGCAGGCCAGGCAGUAUCAGAGGAGCGGGUAAGCGAACGAUUCUGAAGUCCCGACCUGAAACAUCAACUUUCCGACUCCUCUGGCUUGGUGUGUUCCUCCAGCUCCACGCAGUUACUUCUGACUCCCUCAUCUGCAGUUCUUGCUAUCUCUUAGGACAAAUAUUUGCUUUGUUUAGUUGGUCCAGUGAAGCAUUAACUUUAGUUCUACUUUGAACUGAUCCAAACAUACUCCCAGGUGCUUUUAUUCAAUGUCUCCAUAAGCAUACAGUGUUCAGUAUUGCCAGAAUGUUGUUUUGCUUUGUAAUUUUUUUAAUAGUUGAGGUAGAUAAUUGGCAUUUGGCACCAUUAAUGCAUUUGUUGUAUAUACAUGGCACAGAAUUCCAAUAAAAGAGAAUUCUAUUCCAUUCAGAUUAUAUAUUUACAAUUUAUUGAAUAUAUGAAACUUUAAAGGAACAUUACUGAACUGUACAGUCUUGUCCAUAGUUGUCUGCUCAGAAUAAGCGAAUUUACAGUGAAAUCAUUCUGUAAUGUGCGUAGAUUGUUGAGCAGUAAGUACUUGUCAAAUUAUAAAAGGACCCUGGUUAAACUGACAGGUUCCUACGUUUUUAGAAUCAGUAGGAACGGAUGAAAAGCCUGGAUUAAAAAUAAAACUUGAGUGAAUGACCAAAUAUGGUCCAUUGUGAGUGACUUAGUUUGAAUGUAUUCAUAAAACUAGUGCAGGUAUCUUUUCUCUUCCCCAUAACUAUUCUUCUUAAUUUCCAAUGUAAAUUCAAAUAAGUAUUAAUGUCAAAAUAAAAGAAAUAUUACAGGAUUUUGUGCAUACUACUUUUAAAACUUUCAGUAUGGGAUAUAUAUUAAAAAGACUGCAUUUAUCCAAAAUAAAAGAUUUUUAAAGUAUUUCAGUAGAAAUAGUUAGCUAUCUCUUCCCCACUGUAUUCGCCAUAUAUUGCUCAUUGCAUGGAUUCAACCCCUUACAGUAAGGGGUUGUAGGAAUUUUAAUAAACUUUUUAACAUUCAUUUAAGUUUCAAUCUGGAAAUUGGCAAGACCAAGCAAUAUCUUGUAUUUUGAUGUAAAUUUCAUGCUUGAAAUUGUUGUUUUCUUGCUGCCUCCAGAGGGACAAAUCUGACCUCAAAUAGCCUGGAGAGUAUUAUAAUUCCGUCUUGUAACAUUAACUUUAUUUUUAGAUUGUAGGUAAGUAAACAUUUUUGUUUCCAAAAUGUUGAAAUGAAUGUAUUUUAAAUAGCUGCUUUGCUGUACAGAACAUAAUUGUAAAUUAAAUUAAUGCACUCUGGGAUAUUGAUGUGGCUGGCCAGGUCAGCAUUUAUUGCCCGUCCCUAAUACCCUUGAAGAUGGUGAUUAGCUGCUUUCUUGAACUGUUGCAGUCCUCACAGUGCAGGUAAUCUUCCAGUAUUGUGAGGAAAAUUCCAGGAUUUUGACCCAAUAACAAUGAAGAAACAGCUGAAUAGUUCAAUCAGGAUGCUGCAAGGUUUGGAUGGGAAUUUGCAGGUGGUGGUGAUCCUGUUUCUCUGCUGCUUUUGUCCUUCUAAAUGGUAGGGAUUGAAGAUUUACUGAGUUGUGUUUCAGUGCAUCUCAUGAGUGUUGUGCACUGAUGCCAUUGUACAUUGGUCUUGGAGACAGUGAAUGUUGAAGCCAUUAAUGCCAAACAAACAAGUUUAUUUGUCCCGAAUGAAAAAAUAACAAUUUACAAAACUAAUAGCAUUUAUUUAAAAAUGUCAACAUGCCUCUUAAAGUUUCCAUCAUGUGUAGUGACAUUGUCUUUGCUUAAAAAAAUGGAGUCCAUUAUGAUCAUUGUCAAAUUGGGAAAGUUGCAUUUUUAAAAAAAUCCAGUGUACUGGCAAAGCCACUGAUUUACUGUGUGCAAUGAAAAUUCCAAUAAAGUUCUGUGAUGCUGAGUUGGACAUGACAUGAGAUUGUAUUAAACUUCCUUUAGAAGGCUUUGUUUUCAUGAUUGUGUGAAUAUUUGUUUCUGACACUUUGCAUUACUGUUGUCGUGCUAAAUUUGUGGAAUUAUCAAACUAGAUUUUUCUUUAUUUAACAUACUGAACUUCUAGGUGUUUGCUCUUGUUUAACCUGUGACAGUUGCUAGUCUGUAUUUCAGCUAAUGGUACGCUGUUUUAAAAUAAGGGUUGUGUAUCUCUGCAUACAUUUUAGAUUUGUGAACAUUAGAUGUUCCCAUUUAUAGUUUACUCUGAAGCUAAAAUUAGGUUUCUUGUUUAACAAUUUUUUUCUACUGGAUAAACCAGUGCAAAACUAGCUUAGCUCAAACAUGGAUUAUCCAUAAAGUUAAAUACUGUUUGAGACUUCACCUGAUUGUCAUCCAUCCAUCAUUUGAAUCUACUUUUGUGAUGGAAAUUAAAACACAAGCCUAAAUAUAUUGUGCGUCCAAAAUAUUUCAUUGCAUUUAUUUAUGUGCACUUAACAUUUAGUGAGAUCUCAUGCAAUUACAAUGUGAAAUACCUGUCAUUUCUAAUAUUUUUUAAUAAAGCGUACAGGUCCUAUGUAAUUAAAAAUUACCAACUUUGGAACU
This is a messenger RNA of Stegostoma tigrinum, 9485 nucleotides long. RefSeq names its product CAS1 domain containing 1 (gene casd1). Lineage: Eukaryota; Metazoa; Chordata; Chondrichthyes; Orectolobiformes; Stegostomatidae. The transcript has 19 exons. Gene Ontology annotation, molecular function: N-acetylneuraminate 9-O-acetyltransferase activity. Gene Ontology annotation, cellular component: Golgi membrane. Bases 112 to 2595 code for a protein of 827 amino acids. The record is from RefSeq and is a predicted model, not a curated record.